This is a messenger RNA of Ochotona curzoniae (black-lipped pika), 2616 nucleotides long. It is a transcript of the gene PERM1, whose product is annotated as PPARGC1 and ESRR induced regulator, muscle 1. Lineage: Eukaryota; Metazoa; Chordata; Mammalia; Lagomorpha; Ochotonidae. Gene Ontology annotation, biological process: response to muscle activity; regulation of DNA-templated transcription. The coding region runs from base 1 to 2616 and encodes 871 amino acids. The transcript has 5 exons. The record is from RefSeq and is a predicted model, not a curated record. Gene Ontology annotation, cellular component: cytoplasm; nucleus.
AUGGAGAAUUUCCAGUACAGUGUCCAGCUCAGUGACAAGGACUGGGCUGAGUUCUCAGCCGUUGCCGACGAGUGUGGCCUUUUGCAGGCCAGUCUAGCCUCUGGAGACGAGCUCUUGUCCAGUGACCUUGACCAAGCCGACAGCAGGGGCGGCAGUCCCCCGGGGCCCCUGCCCCUCCUCCCUGGGCAGCUGGCCGCAGUGGGAAGCUGCUGGCAGGGCUGUGAAGAGGGAGCCAACGCGGCCGCCUGGCAGCUGGUCAGCAGGUCUCAGUACGAUCUGGGCCUGGCCUGGGGGGCUGGUCAGCAGACGCCCUGCACGUCUGAACAGUUGGAAGCUAGGUCACCCCCUGACUCCGGUGCCAGUCCUCCAGGGCAGUGCCCAUCCUUCCCAGGGCCGGCAUCCGGCAGCAAGAUGCAGAGACUCCUGCAGGGCCCAGCCCCCAGCCCCACUGGGGAGGCCCCAAGGAGCCCCGCCGGGAGGGCCCCAAGGAGCCCUGAGCCUGCUGGCCGCAGUACUGCCUUGCGGAGACCCCCGGACAGUCCUAACCGAAAGAAGAAGCGCUCCACAGCUGGGAAGGGGGCCGGGCCUAGUCUGGGCCCUAGUCUCACUCAGCCAAGCACCCCGCCCCUCACUGAAGUCAGCCCAGAAGAAGGCCUUGGCCUGGCCAGGUCCAAGGGCAAGGGACUUGAGGCUGCAAAGGCAAAGCUGACAGCAGGAGCUGGGCAGGAUAAACUGGGGACGGGUUCCAGAGGAACUCCUGAGUCCAGCUUCAGCCAGGGGCUGGAUAUGGAGCCGUCCACACCUGGUCCUGGACCUGAGGGACCUGCGGACCCACUGAGAACACCCUUCAGAGACAAGCCUCCGCCUGACACAGCUGCGUCCAUCCCUGUGUCCAGGGCUCCGUCUGACAUGGCUGCAUCCACUGCUGCAUCCAGGCCUCCUCUGGACACGGGUGAAUCCACUCCUGAGUCCAGGGCUCCACCUGACACAGCUGUGUCCACCCCUGCAUCCAGGGCUCUGCCUGACACGGCUGUGUCCACCUCUGCAUCCAGGCCUCUGUCUGACACAGCUGUAUCCACCCCUGUGUCCAGGGCUUUACCCGACAUGGCUGUGUCCAUGGCUCAGCCUGACACGGCUGUGUCCACCCCUGCGUCCAGGGCUCUGUCUGACAUGGCUGUGUCCACGCCUCUUCCUGACACAGCUGUGUCCACCCCUGCGUCCAGGGCUCUGUCUGACAUGGCUGUGUCCACGCCUCUUCCUGACACGGCUGUAUCCACCCCUGUGUCCAGGGUUUUACCCAACAUGGCUGUGUCCAUGGCUCAGUCUGACACGGCUGCAUCCACCCCUGCGUCCACGCCUCCUUCUGACAUGGCUGCGUCCAGGCCCCUCCCUGACACGGCUGUGUCCACCCCUGCGUCCACGCCUCCGCCUGACACGGCUGUGUCCACCCCUGCGUCCAGGCCUCUGUCUGACACCGCUGCGUCCAGGGUUCCGCCCAACACGGCUGUAUCCAUGCCUCUGCCUGACACGGCUGUGUCCACCUCUGUGUCCAGGCCUCCGCCUGACACGGCUGCAUCCACCCCUGCGUCCAGGCCUCCUUCUGACAUGGCUGCGUCCAGGCCUCUGCCUGACACGGCUAUGUCCACCCCUGCGUCCACGCCUCUGUCUGACACCGCUGCGUCCAGGGCUCCGCCCGACACGGCUGUAUCCAUGCCUCUGCCUGACACGGCUGUGUCCACCUCUGUGUCCAGGCUUCCACCCGAUAUGAGGCUGUCAGACCUGGCACUGAGGACCCAUUCUCAGGCCCAGCUCAAGGCCCUAGGAAGAAAAAAAACCCCGCCAGCGGCCUGCAGGGGCUCGGGUGCCUGGGAUGCUGUAGCAGUGGGACCACGGCUGCCCCAGCCUCGGAUCCUUAAGCAUCUUCCACCCCCUGCCCCCUCGUCUUUGGCAGGCUCAGGGUCCAGGGUAGGCUUCGCGGUGACACUCCCGGAGGCCUAUGAGUUCUUCUUCUGUGACACCAUCGAGGAGGGGAGUGAGGGGGACGAGGAAGGGGAAGUGGCCAACCAGUGGCCAGACAUGUGUGAGUUCUUCUUCCGGGACUGCCAGCCGCAGAGACCGAAGCCUGCACCAGCCUUGCCCCUCAGCAGCCCCGUGCCUUUGGCCAUCCCUGAGGCCUAUGAACACUUUUUUGGAGACGACACAUUCGGGGAGGUGCCGGGAACCCCUAGUCUCCUCCAGAUGGACAACUUGGAGCCCACCAGGCUGGCCCCCUGGCAAGCAGGGCCUGGGAGCCUCCUCAAGGCCAGCUCCGAUCCAGCAGAGCAGCUAAGCCUGGUGAUCAGGCGGGCAGGGGAGCUCCAGGGCUCCCUGCCCUCCUUCACUGUCAGCCAGAAGGACCUGUGCCUGGUGUUUGUAGCAUUUGCCACAUGGGCCGUGAGGACAUCUGAUCUGCAGACCCCAGAUGCCUGGAAGACAGUCUUGCUGGCCAACCUCGGCACAGUCUCUGCCAUCCGCUACUUCCGUCGACAGGUGGGGCAGCGGCUUACCAGCCCCAGUCCCAGCCCCAACCCUGGCCGCAGCCGUAGCCCCAGCCCCAGCCAACACCCCAGCUCCUAG